Phalaenopsis equestris is the source of this 2127-nucleotide messenger RNA. Its product is annotated as 4-alpha-glucanotransferase DPE1, chloroplastic/amyloplastic. The transcript has 16 exons. Bases 118 to 1863 code for a protein of 581 amino acids. NCBI's taxonomy places the organism in Eukaryota, Viridiplantae, Streptophyta, Magnoliopsida, Asparagales, Orchidaceae. The record is from RefSeq and is a predicted model, not a curated record. Gene Ontology annotation, biological process: carbohydrate metabolic process. Gene Ontology annotation, molecular function: 4-alpha-glucanotransferase activity.
UGAGAUAGUAGCGAGAUUGAUCCUGUCUUAUCUUCUCUGCACAACUGGCCAUUCCUCCUGUCGCUGCUCUGCACUUCACGAGUUCACGCUUUCGCUCGACUCCUAAUCCACAGUCCGAUGGCCCUAUACCGACUUCUCUUCCUCUCUUCCAACAUCCAAGCUCUAUCCUUCACUGCCAGCGCCGCCACGACCCGCCGCGACUCCACCUCCUCGCUACGGUUGAGAACAGGCAAAUUCACCUUCUCUUCUCCGGCGAGGAGUGGAGGAUGCGCUGCCAUGUGUGAUGCCAUUUCCUUCUCUGCGGGAGAUGACUUGCCGGAGAAUUACGGAUCGCAGUUCCCGUCCGCGGAACCUGGCGUGCGGAGGAGGGCCGGCGUGCUGCUUCAUCCGACCUCGUUACGCGGAUCGUACGGGAUCGGAGAUUUUGGGGACGAGGCCAUUCGAUUCUUGGACUGGCUCCACUCUACUGGCUGCUCUGUUUGGCAGGUUUUACCCCUUGUUCCUCCAGGGAGGAAGUCCAAUGAAGAUGGAUCACCUUAUGCUGGUCAGGAUGCAAAUUGUGGAAACACUCUUCUUAUCUCACUUGAAGAGCUUGUCAAAGAUGGUUUGCUUAUGAAGGAUGAACUUCCAGACCCCAUGGAUUUGGAAAAGGUUCAGUUUGCAACUGUCGCAAAUUUAAAAGAUCCUUUAAUUGCUAAGGCAGCUAAGAGGCUCACGCUAAGUCAUGGGGAUCUCAAGCUCCAGUUUGAGAGUUUUUGCAAAGAUCCUAAAAUCUCAUGUUGGCUUGAAGAUGCGGCACUUUUCGCUGCAAUUGAUCAUGGUGUCAAUGCAUUUUCAUGGUAUGACUGGCCUGAUUCUCUUAAAAAUCGGCACCUUGGGUCCUUGGAAGAGUUUCAUCAAAGCAAUAAGGAUUUUAUCUAUACAUUUAUUGCUCAACAGUUUUUAUUCCAGAAGCAGUGGAAAAAAAUACGCAGUCAUGCACAUAAAUUGGGAAUUACGAUUAUAGGUGAUAUGCCAAUUUAUGUUGGUCAUCAUAGUGCAGAUGUAUGGGCAAACAAAAGGUCAUUUUUACUGAACAGGGAAGGCUUCCCAAUCCUGGUUAGUGGUGUUCCUCCAGAUGCCUUCAGUGAAACAGGUCAACUAUGGGGCAGUCCACUUUAUGAUUGGAAAGCAAUGGAGGAUAAUGGUUAUAGAUGGUGGAUACAGAGAAUAAAACGUGCCCUUGAUUUAUAUGAUGAAUUUCGAAUCGAUCACUUCCGCGGAUUUGCAGGGUUUUGGGCUGUUCAUUCUGAGGCAAAAAUUGCAAUGUUUGGAAGAUGGAAGGCAGGACCAGGUAAGGCUUUCUUUGAUGCCAUUUUCAGAGCCGUUGGAAAAAUCAAUAUAAUUGCUGAGGACUUGGGUGUAAUAACAGAGGAUGUCAUUCAGUUGAGGAAAUCAAUAGGGGCUCCUGGAAUGGCUGUUCUACAGUUUGCUUUUGGCAGCAGCUCAAAUAACCCUCACUUGUCUCAUAACCAUGAACUGGAUCAAGUUGUGUAUACUGGAACUCAUGAUAAUGAUACAGCCUUGGGUUGGUGGGAAUGUUUGAAGGAAGAAGAGAAGAAUAAUGUCCAUAAAUAUCUUCAUAUGAGCAAAGAGGCCAACAUUUCAUGGGCCCUUAUUCAUGCAGCAAUUUCUUCAGUUGCUAGAACAGCUAUAAUACCCAUGCAAGACAUCCUGGGUUUGGGAUCCUCAGCUAGGAUGAACACACCCGCAACUCAGUUGGGAAACUGGAACUGGAGAAUUCCUAGCGGUUUAAGCUUUGAGAAACUGAAGCCGGAGGCAGAGAGGAUUCGUGACAUGCUCUCAUUGUACAACAGGCUCUGAAGCUUCAUCUGAUUAUAUGACCGUUUAUCAUUUCGGUUUUAAUAAGGAUAUAAAAUACUAGUGCUCCCAUUUUCUUCGAUUGAGAACUGUAAGCCACUUGGUGACUUGGGAGACUUGUUUUAACCUUCUCAGUAGAAAUGAAAGCAAAAGCAGUCGUGCAAACAUAAAUAAAGAACUGGAAAUUUUCAGAUGUUAUAAAAAAUCUAGAACUGUUGAUGUGAAUUGCUUAUUGUUUUCAGUGUUUUCAGAUGCUUCUGGUUUUUU